Molecule: messenger RNA, 1659 nt
Organism: Oryctolagus cuniculus (rabbit)
Lineage: Eukaryota; Metazoa; Chordata; Mammalia; Lagomorpha; Leporidae
Gene: RNF208
Product: ring finger protein 208
Biological process (GO): protein ubiquitination
Molecular function (GO): ubiquitin protein ligase activity
Source: RefSeq, a predicted model, not a curated record
CGCCGCCGCCGCGCCGAGCCCCGCGCCCCGCGCCCCGCGCCCGCGCCCGCGCCCACGCCCCUGCCCCUGGGUGUCGCCCGAAGCCGCGCCAUCGCUCGAGGUCGCCGCUGGAGCCGCCGCAGCCGCGCCCGGGCCUGCCUUUGAGACAACCUCUGCGGCGGCGGCGGCGCGCGGCCCGCGGACGCCAGGCUGGGGCAGCUCGGGCCUGCUUCAGGCCUCUCCGCCGCCGCCGCCGCGGAGCCUGCAGCCCGGGCCCUCCCGCAGCCGCCGCCGCCGCCGCCGCUCCGGCUAGCUGCCUUCCCUGGGCGCCCUGUCCUGGAGUCAUGGGGCCCACCUAGCCCCUGCCCGCCUCGAUGUCCCCGCCCGCGGACUGCUGACCUCGGCUGCAGGGGGAGAACCCCCCACGCCCCCCGCCCAGCCCCGGCGGCCAGAGACCCUGGGUGAGCCCCUGGGUGCGACCCGCGGCCCAGGACAGCCCCCUGCCGGCCCCUGCCCCUGCCUGCCGCCCCCGCCUCUCCCUCCUGCCCCUAGGACUGGACCAGAGAGGCCACUGUGGCCCCUGGGGGGGGCCCUGCCCUCCCAGCUCGCGCCAGCCGCCCCCAGGGGUCCGCCCCGGGCCUGGCUGGACCAGGAUGCUGCCUGGCCCCAGCCAACGCCCGCGCCCACCCGAACGCGCCGUCUGAGCGGGGACAGCCCGAUGCCGGCUGAGCCCGGGCCCGAGGUGGGCAGUGGCUGGCCGGGCCUGCUCAUGUCCUGCCUGAGGGGUCCCCACGUCAUCCUCAAGAUGGAAGCCAUGAAGGUCGUGCACCCCGAGAAGUUCCCCGAGCUGCCGGCAGCCGCGCCCUGCUUCCCCGCGGCGCCGCGGCCCGCCCCCGCGCUGGCCCCCAAGCGGGCCUGGCCCUCCGACACCGAGAUCAUCGUCAACCAGGCGUGCGGGGGCGACGCGCCGGCCCUGGACGGGGCGCCCCGCACUCCGCCCCCGCCGCGGCGGCCCCGCAAGGGCAGCGUGGAGCUGGGCUUCCCGCGCGUGGCGCCGGCGGACGAGGUCAUCGUGAACCAGUACGUGGUGCGGCCGGGCCCCGCGGCGGCCGCGGCGGCCUCGGCGGCCGGCGAGCCGCUGCAGUGCCCCACGUGCGGGCACACGUACAAUGCCACGCAGCGGCGGCCGCGCGUGCUCUCGUGCCUGCACUCGGUGUGCGAGCAGUGCCUGCAGAUCCUGUACGAGUCGUGCCCCAAGUACAAGUUCAUCUCCUGCCCCACGUGCCGCCGCGAGACUGUGCUCUUCACCGACUACGGCCUGGCCGCGCUGGCGGUCAACACGUCCAUCCUGAGCCGCCUGCCGCCCGAGGCGCUCACCGCGCCGGCCGGGGGCCAGUGGGGCGGCGAGCCGGAGGGCAGCUGCUACCAGAGCUUCCGGCAGUACUGCGGGGCCGCCUGCACCUGCCACGUGCGGAACCCGCUGUCCGCCUGCUCCAUCAUGUAGCGCCCGCCUGCCCGCCACCCCCCUCCCCCGGCAGUCCCUGCUCGCUGCUGCCUCGGGGCCUGGCCCUGCCCUGCCGCCGCCGCCCCUUCCUCGCCCACCAUGGCUUCUGGCCCACCCCGCGUGGCACUGUCACUUCAGCCAACUUUGCCAUUAAAACUGCCAAAGUUUGCACCUGU